Messenger RNA from Coniosporium apollinis CBS 100218, 1116 nucleotides. RefSeq lists its product as uncharacterized. The record is from RefSeq and is a predicted model, not a curated record. The transcript has a single exon. Bases 1 to 1116 code for a protein of 371 amino acids. NCBI's taxonomy places the organism in Eukaryota, Fungi, Ascomycota, Dothideomycetes.
AUGGCCGCUCUGGUCAUCCCUGACCGCUUUGGCUUGAUGCAGCCCCAACACGGUCGACCCGUUCCCAUCCAACUCGGUCGAGUACGCCAGAUGUUCGACGUUCAGAGCGUUGCCAAAGUCCUCCCUGGACUAGUUGAAGACCUCCGAUACGGCCGAGGUGUCGUCGACGUCAGGCGGUACAUCCACCAGUCAGAGCUGGUUCAGACUGGAGAAGUCUCGCAACGAGAGAUGCGAGAAGUAUGGUCGUGCAUCCUCGCCUCGCUCAACCGUCAAGAGGGAAACGCAAGAACAAACAUCACCUUGACGGACAGGUUGGAAGAGUGCUAUAGGAUCGACCGUCAGCAGAACAUAGGCGGCCCUUCUCGCUACCCGCAGACUUUGACGUUCUUCUCCUGUCUCAGCGAAAUUUCGCAGCAAGUGCACUCCAGGUGCAUCGGUACAAUCCUGAGCACCUUCUUCAGCAAGCACGGGGAGCACAUCAGCAGGACAGACCCACGAUGUCUCCUUCAGUGGGGGGAAGCGAUCAUAUCCUCAGCGAUGACCGAAGGCGAGAUCAUGACCUGCGCACGGGAGAUGAUCUCCGGACGACCCAGCCUUCUUCGAGAAGCUCGCAACUACCAGCUCGAGUGGACACCAAACACCGAACUCUUUUUGAUGGUCGUGGCCGACCUCAUGGCCCGCAUGGAGGAAGGAGAAUUCGACUGGCCAGACCGUGGCCGAGGCAGAUGGCGAAGAGGUGCAGGCUUGCAUCCUCGAAGGGACAACUUCUAUCGCUUUCCCCGCCAGCCGUUCCGGGAUGACUUCGACUACCCUCGCGGCUUCCGCGGUCCCGCUUUUGGGGGACUGGUGGACGACAACUACCUCUUCGAUGAGCCACGGGGCUUCGGCGAGAACUACAAUCUAGGUGGAGCCGCCGUCCGGCGCGAGAUUGAGGACCUUCGCGAUGAUGUGGACGAUGUGCGGGCAGAGGUCAAGCAAAUUGGCAGAGAGGUGGCACUGGACCGCCGUGUACCUCGCGCGUUUCGCAAUGAUAUCUAUGCUGGAGGGUUGGAUGAUCUAGACGGACUCAACCUUUUCGGUGGUCGACGGCUUUUGCAUAAUCGACCUAUGUUCUGA